UUUGAGUUUCUGUUGAUGCGUCUCUUUCUCCUGGAAAUGGAGCUCACCAUCUGAGGAAACUCAUCAAAGCUUUUUUCUCUAGUUACCUUUUGAGUUUCUGUCCUGAUCCAAUUACGAUGGGAUCAACAACGUUCCGUGAUCGCACGGCGGAGUUUCGUUCGCUCUCCCAGACGUUGAAGAAGAUCGGAGCGAUCCCGUAUUCCGUCCAUCAAGCCGAAAGCGAUCCAACAACAUCCUCCACCAAACGGUCGCCGCCGGGGGGAUCUUCGAGAUCCGAGUUCAACAAGAAGGCUUCCCAGAUCGGUCUGCGUAUCCACGAGACGUCUCAGAAGACCGCUAGGCUCGCUAAAUUGGGGAAAGAAUCGUCGAUUUUCAAUGACAGGACUCUGGAGAUACAGGAGCUAACCGUGUUGAUCAGGAACGACAUCACGGGGCUGAACAUGGCUCUCUCUGAUCUGCAGACACUUCAGAACAUGGAGAUCGCUGACGGGAGCAGCUAUUCGCACGACAAAGUCGGUCACUACACAGCUGUUUGCGAUGACUUGAAAACCAGGCUCAUGGGAGCUACAAAGCAAUUUCAGGACGUUCUAACCGCGAGAUCAGAGAACAUGAAGGCUCAUGAAAACAGGAAACAGCUCUUCUCCGCGAAAAACGCAGCGGUGGAUAAUAAUCAGAAUAAUGCAAAAGCUGUACCUGAGCCUCCUCCUUGGUCAAGCUCAUCAGUUCCUUCCGGGAAUUUGCAACAACAGCCACUAUUGCCGCAAGUAAAUACUGGAGCUCCUUCUGGUAGCCAGCUUAGACGCAGAUCUGCUAUCGAGAAUCCACCAUCGCAGCAAAUGGAGAUGUCUAUGUUACAGCAGACAGUCCCGAGGCAGGAGAACUAUAGCCAAAACAGAGCUGUUGCGCUUCACAGCGUGGAAUCAACGAUAACAGAGCUAAGUGGGAUAUUCACACAUCUAGCUACCAUGGUCACUCAACAGGGAGAGCUAGCUAUCAGAAUCGAUGACAAUAUGGAUGAAUCGUUAGUUAACGUAGAGGGAGCACGAAGCGCUCUUCUGCAGCAUCUCACUCGAAUUUCAUCGAAUAGAUGGCUCAUGAUCAAGAUUUUCGUUGUUAUCAUAUUGUUCCUCAUUGUUUUCCUAUUCUUCGUGGCUUGAAACAACAAUACCUUUAUAUCUUCCAUCUAUACAACAACACAUGUUAAGCUUGCAAGCUUCAAGAGUUCAAAAAGUUUAUAAAAAAAUUUCUACAAUAUUCAGUAUUGUAGAACAUGCA
Raphanus sativus (radish) is the source of this 1275-nucleotide messenger RNA. RefSeq names its product syntaxin-31. Lineage: Eukaryota; Viridiplantae; Streptophyta; Magnoliopsida; Brassicales; Brassicaceae. The record is from RefSeq and is a predicted model, not a curated record. Gene Ontology annotation, cellular component: SNARE complex; Golgi membrane; endomembrane system. Gene Ontology annotation, biological process: intracellular protein transport; vesicle fusion; endoplasmic reticulum to Golgi vesicle-mediated transport. The transcript is spliced from 6 exons. Bases 117 to 1157 code for a protein of 346 amino acids. Gene Ontology annotation, molecular function: SNAP receptor activity; SNARE binding.